AUGGCGAAUCAGCUUACGCCCCCUUCAGGCCAGCAAAGCGCUGUAUCCGCGGCCUGGAAUCAUGUCUCCCUGAAGUCAAGCUUGCCCACAAGAGGCUUUGACAACAAUAAGGGACAGAACCUCUGCUACCGGAAUGCAGCUCUCACGCUGUUUCUCCACACUCCACAGUUUCUAAGCUGGUGCGAGAAAUACUGUGGGCAAAGCACGAGUAAUUCAGUCCCAGACGUGGUUCGCAAAUUGUACGACAUGAUCAUUGCCUACUGGCAGUGUCGCAAGGGACAUGAACAGGCCAUGGAGACCUUGUGGACAGAACUUCAAAGUCCAAAGUACGGCCACUUGCGCUGGCAUACAACCCCGGGCCAGCAGCAUGACACACUUGAGAUGCUGGAAAACAUCAUCUCUCUCCUCGAAAAUCACACAAGCCAACCCUACAAUGGCGAUCUCAUGGAUUUGAUGACCGUCGCACUGAGCCAGUGCCGCGUUUGCAGGACAUGCAAGCAGAAAGACUCAGUGCCGGGGGUUAGGGUACGGUACCUCAGUGCAGAUCUCCCAGGCUUAAAAAAAGCUGCUUCUAUAGAGGAGGCCAUCAUUAGUGGCAUGAACUCGGAGACUUUUUCGGAUUGCAAGACAUGCGCCGCUAAACAAAUCGCCCAUGAGAUUCAGAGUCAGAUACUACUCCCUUCAGAAAUUCUUGUCGUUCAGGUCAAUCGAUACAAAGAGUCGGGGAAGCUGAAAGACGAAAUCGAAGUUCAGGGAGAUUUAGUGAUUCCAGAUUCUCUUCUAGAUGACAGUGUUAGGGGACAAGGCAAGAUCGGUUACGAGCUCUAUGCUGUCAUCUUUCAUAUCGGCGAUGACAGUAAAAGCGGACACUAUACUGCGGCCGUCAAGGGUCCCUCUGGUCAGUGGGUGAUGACCAACGACAAACGCGUGACAUUUACCCAGACACUGGAAAAGAGCAUGAGCUCGCCAGACGGUGGAAAGGAGAAUGCUUACAUACUUGCGUAUCGGCGACUGGAAUCCCAGAGCAAUUCAGCUGACUCCAAUACAGGUUCAUCGGCCGCUGUCACGUCCUCCAGCCCCAAAGCAGCAAGCGCUGGCCAGAGCUCGGCCCCUUCAGGCCAUUCCAAUGACGGCUUAUCAAAUGCAUCAGGCUCAGGAAAAGGGUCUGUCAAGGGUGGAGUACAAAUGAAAGGGACCAUUGAGCUGGAAGGGAGACCCAUCCAAUGGACGAUCAACCAGCAGCUGGUCCUGGACCCAGGUAAAGGUGCACUUGUGGCACUGGGGCGCAGAGCAAGAACGCAGCGUGCUACUCUGCAGCUGACGCUGACUUCAGAAGAAACCGGCGAGAUCCUCGAGGGACAAGUGACCAUGUCGCUCAAACCACGGGUAGUGCAGAAGCCGAAGAGUGCGCCUUCAAAGACUGCAGACACCAAAGAUUCCAGGGCUGGUACCAAGGAAGCAACAGACACAGCGUCCGGGAAAGCAGCCAAGCCGAAAGGUGUCACAAAGAAACCCUCGAGUCCGCCAAAAGGAACCCGUCAAUCGGCGAGGCUGCGCAGUAAAGCCAAAAAAUGA
This is a messenger RNA of Aspergillus pseudoviridinutans, 1575 nucleotides long. Its product is annotated as ubiquitin carboxyl-terminal hydrolase. Bases 1 to 1575 code for a protein of 524 amino acids. Gene Ontology annotation, molecular function: cysteine-type endopeptidase activity; cysteine-type deubiquitinase activity. Gene Ontology annotation, biological process: protein deubiquitination. The transcript is spliced from 3 exons. Gene Ontology annotation, cellular component: cytosol; nucleus. Lineage: Eukaryota; Fungi; Ascomycota; Eurotiomycetes; Eurotiales; Aspergillaceae. The record is from RefSeq and is a predicted model, not a curated record.